GUCCCAUUUCUCCGCCAUGGCCGCCGCCUCUGCCGCCAUCGCCGCAGCCGCUGGGGCCGGCUUCACGGCGCCGGAGGGUGACCUGGGCGUGGCGGGUGUGGCGGGUGUGGCGCCGAUGGAGGCGUCACAGCCGGGUGAAGCCUUGCGUCCAGAGCUGCUGGCAGCGCUGCGGGCGCAUUUGCUGCGGCAGAACGGGCGUGAACGUCACUCCGUGCUGCGGGCAAAGUUCGGGGUGAAGCAAGCGCAGCUGCGGCCAUACUUCCAGGUGCUUCCCGCCGGUCAGGACGCAGUGGUUGCCCUGGAUGAAAAGUCCACGGCGCUGCCGUUGCCCAAGGUGCCUGGGCCCAUCAACAGCAGCGUCAACGAAGCCAUGCAGGGCCUGGCGGCGUUGAUGGGCGAGCUGAACUGCAGCAGGGUCUCCAUAGGCCGCGCCAUGGUCUUUUGUAUGGACCGUGCAGAGCACCAUGCAGCACUGCUCUCAAGGUUCGCAACAACCAUCAGAGUUCGAUCGGUAAUGGGGCUGCGCCGGACACCGGAUCAAGUGAAGGAGACAGACCGGAUUGUCCGCCGGAAGCUGCCAAAGGGCAAACAUACCAAGGACACGCUUGCGAAGAUCAACGCGGCGCUGGCGAAGAGAAAACUGCCAAUCCUGAAGUCUCAGGAGGCUUUGGUCAACUUGCGCAAGGGGCUUCUGCGCAGGGUUGAGGCGGCGAGCCCUGCGUUUCCGCUACGGGCCUUGUUGCGACGGUUUGGCGCUGCGGCCUCGUGCAUUUGGUGCCCGCACGGAAGGCAAAGGAUGGACCCCGCCGUCUUCAUCGCUGUCGAUGACUGGCGUCUCAGCACGGCUCUUGCGGAACCCAGUUUGACGGUGACGCCCUUGGCCAGGUUCUACCUGAUCAGUGAUGUUCUCCACAACGCUGGCUGUGACAAACCAGGAGCCAGGCACUUCCGCGACUGCUUGCAGGACCUGCUGCCAGAGGCCCUGGAGGCGCUGGGCCGCUGCUACCUGCGGCGCCUGGAGCUGCCGCAGCGGAAGAAUGCCGAAGCGCGGCUGCUGGAGGUGUUGCAUUGCUGGGUUUCCUGGAACAUUUUCCCAAGCCUCUACACCAAGCUUCAAGCUUGGCACUUCGCCCCAGCCAUGGCAACCUUCAUUGCCUGUUUGGGGCAAGCUCUGUCGCCCGAUGGAUCUGUCCCGGUGACCCUGGCGAACCGCGCCGCCGUGGCGGCGGAGCUGCACCACCGCCUUGGCGCACGCAUCAUUUUGAGCGGCGCCGAUGUGAGUCGCGUGGGAAGCUCCGAGGCGCAGGUCAUGAAGUCGAUCCUGACCUCUACGCCGCACUCCGUCGAUGCCCAGGCGCUGCUCUUGGAUGAGUUGGCCUGCAACACCAUCGAAAACGUGCGAAACACCUUGGCCAUCAUCAGAAGAGAAGCGCCCAGUGUGGCUGCUGGAGGUAUCAAGAUGUAUCUGGUCACCUCCGACUUCCACUGUCCUCGUUCGGAGUUUAUCUUCAGGACUGUCUUCGAGUCCGAGGGUGCCGGUGAGGUGGAAAUUGAAAGCUGUCCAGCCUUCAGUGCCUUAAAGGACGACAUCUCAGAUGAUCCGAAGAAAGAAAUGCUGACGGAUUUCAAAUUGCACAAGAUCAUGAAAGACAUCAACGAGUGGGGUAUUUUUAUGCGCCUUUGUCACGAGAAUGCCUUGAUGGUCAACAAGAUGCAGAGUUGGCUCCGUGAAUAUGGGGUGGAGAAGCAGAACCCCAAGCAUUUCGACAGGGCCUUGAAACAGCUUGCAGAGCUGGUUGAGCAAGCACGCCGCGGCGACUACGGCAAGACGUGA
Messenger RNA from Cladocopium goreaui, 1834 nucleotides. The record is from the annotation of a GenBank genome assembly. NCBI's taxonomy places the organism in Eukaryota, Dinophyceae, Suessiales, Symbiodiniaceae.